Knipowitschia caucasica is the source of this 954-nucleotide messenger RNA. The record is from the annotation of a GenBank genome assembly. NCBI's taxonomy places the organism in Eukaryota, Metazoa, Chordata, Actinopteri, Gobiiformes, Gobiidae.
AUGGCUGCGGAAGGAGAUUUUUUGGCGAGAUAUCGUGCUGUAUCCAACAAACUGAAGAAACGUUUUCUCCGGAAACCCAAUGUUGCUGAAGCUAGUGAGCAGUUUGGUCAGUUGGCAAAGGAGCUGAAGCAGCAGGACUGUUUGCAAUAUGCUGCCUUCUGCAAUCUGGCAAUGGCUCGGUGCGAGCAGACUCUGUUUAAUGCCCCUGGAGAGGCUUUAGCACUAACAGAUGCCGCCCGCCUCUUCCUCACAUCCGAGAAGGAGAACAGGGCUCUGCAGGCACCAGGUUUUGAUGAACACCUCCAGGCUGCACUCAACUGCUACAGCUUUGCUAUUAAGGUGUACAUUGAGAUGAACCAGCCUGUAAUGGCGGCCAGUUUGUGUCUCGAACUUGGGAACGCACUCAAGGAGAUGAACAGACCAGGAGAGGCAAUUGUUCACUACCAGAGGGCAGCAGAGUUACAGUCACAAACACCCAUUGAGGCCUUGUUGUCAAUGGGAGAAAUCGCCACUUGCAAAAUACUAACACGUGAUUAUGAUGGUGCGUUAUCGGUGUUCACUGAAAUGCAGCUCGUCUGUCAGGAGAGAGGACUCCAGCUUCCUGGCUCUAGCACUCCAGUUGGUGCCUUUCUGGACAUUGUAGCCAAAUGCGAGAUCUCAAGGGUGUUAUUGCUUAUGUUUCUUGAGCCCCCGCCUCAGAAACUACUCCCUGAACACGCGCAAACCCUGGAACGAUAUGCAUGGGAGUCCUUCGACCCACACAGCCAAGUUACCUUCCUGCCUGAAAACGUCUUCCUGCUUCUCCAAUCAGUGGUGAUGGCUUGUCAGGAAAAAGACACCGAGUCUCUUAAGUCUCUUCAAACAGACCUUUGGCCAUUGUUAACAGCUGAGCAGAACCAUCUCCUCCAUCUAGUGGUGCAAGAGCGAAUUACACCGUCUGGACAAGGCAUUUAG